AAAGAAGCGGGUCUCUUCAGGGUCGGCCAUCUUGUGCGGUCGCGGGCAGGGGUCCGGGGCCUGGGCAGCAUCGGAGGAGCAUCCCGCCGACAAGGGCCCAUCAUGCCCGGACACCUGCAGGAAGGGUUCGGCUGCGUCGUCACCAACCGCUUCGACCAGCUCUUUGACGACGAGUCCGACCCCUUCGAGGUGCUGCAGGCGGCCGAGACCCGCCGGAAAGAGAGCGGCGGCGGCAGCAGCCAGGGGGGCGGCGGCGGCGGCGGGGCCCGCAGCGGCCCGGGGGCGCCGGCCAACUCGUCGGGCGGGGCCGGCGGCGGCGGCGCGGGGCAGGCGGGGGCCGGCGGCGGCCCGGGCAGCGCGGCCAAGCAGCUGCGCAGGGAGUCGCAGAAGGAGCGCAAGAACCCGCUGCCGCCCUUCGCCUCCGCGCCCGGGGGCGCCGCCGAGCGCCGGGACGAGGGCAGCGCCCAGCCCGCCGCGCCGCUGCGCAAGGAAGGGAUAAGACGAAUUGGCAGAAGGCCCGAUCAACAGCAGCAGCAGCCUCAGGGUGAAGGCAAACCCAUUGACAGGAGGCAGGAGAGACGACCUCCGCGUGAGCGCCGAUUUGAUAAGCCUGCUGAUGAGAAGGGUGAAGGAGGAGAGUUUUCUGUGGAUAAACCCAUUCUUGACCGACCUAUGCGUGGUCGUGGUGGUCUAGGUGGAAGAGGACGUGGACGUGGUCGUGGCAUGGGCAGAGGAGAUGGAUUUGACUCUCGUGGCAAACGUGAAUUUGACAGGCAUAGUGGAAGUGAUAGAUCUUCUCUUUCACAUUCACAUUUCAGUGGCCUAAAGCAUGAGGACAAGCGUGGUGGCAGUGGAUCGCACAACUGGGGAACCGUCAAAGAUGAGCUAACUGACCUGGAUCAGUCAAAUGUAACAGAGGAAACGCCAGAAGGAGAGGAACAUCCACCUGCUGAUUCUGAGAAUAAAGAGAAUGAGGUUGAAGAGGUUAAGGAAGAAGGUCCUAAAGAAAUGACCCUGGAUGAAUGGAAAGCUAUUCAAAGUAAGGAUCGUGCAAAGGUUGAGUUCAACAUCCGUAAACCAAAUGAGGGUGCUGAUGGGCAAUGGAAAAAAGGAUUUGUUCUCCAUAAGUCAAAGAGUGAGGAGACAAAGGCGAUGACAGAAAUGCAGGGGAGUCUGCUGGAAUCAAAUGAGGCUCAUGCUGAAGACUCUGUAAUUGAUCAUCACUUCCGUAAACCAGCAAAUGAUAUCACAUCCCAGCUGGAGAUCAAUUUUGGAGAUCUUGGUCGCCCCGGACGUGGUGGCAGAGGUGGUAGAGGUGGCCGAGGACGUGGUGGAAGGUCCAAUCGUGGAAGCAGAACUGACAAGUUGGUUAAGGAGUUUGACGUGAUCCACACACCCAGCCAGUCAAGUGCUUCUGCUCCUGAUGUAGAUGACCCAGAGGCUUUCCCAGCUUUGUCCUAAACCGGAUGUCAUAAGCCAACCCUGACCCAUCAUUGGGCCCUCCUCUACGAGGCUUGCAUGCUUAAGGAUCCUAAACAACUAAGAAAUUUAAAAAAAGGGGACUGUCAUUCAUGCCAUUCACACCUAAAGACUGAAUUUUAUCUGUUUUGAAAAUGAACUUCUCUUGCUACACAGAAGCAACAAUAUGGUAGUCAGUUUUGUAUUUAGAAAUGUAAUGGUAGCAGGGAUGUUUUCAUAAUUUUUUCAGAGAUUAUGCAUUCUUCAUGGAUACUUUUUUGUAUUGCUGCUUGAAAAUAUGCGUUUCCAAACUUGAAAUAUAGGUGUGAACAGUGUGUACCAGUUAAGCUUUCACUUCAUUUGUGUUUUUUAAUUCAGGAUUUUAGACAUUUUCCCUGAUCUACAAACUGGUUUUUAAAUAUUGCACACUUUCUGUUUCCUUUAAUAUCUGCUUAGCAGAUUUUUAUCAGUCCACGGCUACUUGGGAUAUGUAAACCUUAAUUUGGCAAAAUGUUAGUACUGUGUGGAAUACUAACGUCUGGUAUAUUUUAAUUUAGUUUUAAUACUUCAUUUCAAACUUGGAAAAAAGUCAUUUUUUCAUCUGUUUGGUAGUUUGUGUAUGCAAAACCCUUAUUCAAAAUGGAUAUCAAAUACUUGAAAAAUAUUUCAAGCACAUUGGUUCAGUCAAAUAACUUUGUAUUGAUCCAGCAGUGAUGUGUGGAUAAUUGGCCUUAAACAAUUUUUAAAAUGAUAUAUCCCACCUUUCACUUUACCUUCUUUAGCUGUAUUUCCUCCCUUCAGCAGUUUUAGACAUUUUGCUGGUAAAAGUUGGUCUGAAUACUUAAUAUUCCUUAAGCAUCCUGCAGAUAGGAAUAACUUUUCCUGUUCCACAGGGUUGGGAAAGAGGAAUGGGCAGGGCAUAGAUUUCUAGUAGUCUACUUAUUCUGCAUCUGGCAGUGCAGUGGAUUUUAUAAAUACAUCAGUUUUUGAUGUAUUUGUAACACUAUUCCAUUAGCUGCAGUCCUUGUUCUGAAGAAACCAAAGGGCACUGCUUGGUUGGGAAGGAGGAAUAUUUGACUCGUGGAAGUCCUAAGAAAAAAAAAACUGCUUCAAAAGGUGACACCUGCAGUCUGCAUGGGGUAAUAACCAAAAACACACGUUCUCCAUCUCAUUCUGGAUUUUUUGCUCUAGUAUUUCACCUUUUGGUCUCUGAUUGCUAGCUGACGAAUGAAUGUUUUUCAUGGUGCGAUUUCUAAGAAGCUUCACUUACACCUGUAAAAUUUCUCAUAGGUUAACUUUAAUCCCUGUGAACAGGAACGUUACCACUUCCAAAAAUGCAAGGAGUUGAGAGAAUGACUAAUAAAAAUAAUUUCUUAGGGUUUAUUUUUUGGCUGCAGCAUAUUCUAGGAGACUAGAAACAGGAUUCUCAUUUUAUUUAAUGUUACACUCUAAGCAGCUUAUUACACAUUUGUAGUUUCUUAACUAGGUAGAUAGAAAACAGAUGGUAAUGCCCUAUUUUUUUAAAGCUGUACAGGACAGGCAAAAAGUAUUGGAGACCUUUGAAUAUGAAAAUGGCAAACUCCUUAAUUGUGGUGUUUAGUUGGCUUGCUUUAUCUGAAAUGUUUUCUACAAAAACUUUAUGUUGAUGUAAACCAGUGUUAAUAUUGGACUAGAGACACUUCAUGCACUCGCCUAUCGGUUUUAAAAACAGUGGGCUGAGAGAGAGGAGGCGGCAAGUUUUCAAAGAAAUGGUAACAUUUCUGGCACCUGGUUCAGUUCUCUUGACACUAAGUUAUGUCUUACGUAGGAGCCUGGCAUUAGGCUGUUCUCAUGUCUGGCACCGAGUAGUAAAUUAUCAGAAAUUUUGCUUCCCUGUCCCUUUAUCAUGGCACAUUUCCUGCCAGAGGUACAGUGAAGGCUUUUGAGAUCUGUUGGGAGCACAUUUGAUUAUGCAGCCACACAGAUACCUUCAUCUUGGUCCAUGCUGACUGUAAAAUUUUCUGUUCGAUAGCUCCUUCCUUAUACACAAACUGUCUGCUGUUUCCAGACAAACCAUGCUACUCCUGCAUUAGUCCAGCAUUUUAGGGUCCUAAUAGUGUGAUGUGACUUCAUCGUAGACGUUAGUGUUUCCAUUUAUCCCACACUAGAAUAUAGAGCAAUAUCUUGCAUAGUAUCACACUCCCCAUGUUUUCAAGACAGCCUGUACUUAAAAUUGGUCCAUCUGUUGUUCUGAUAGAUGUAAACUUGCCUCUUUCAGUCCAUUUGUGUCAAGAACUAAAACUGUGAACAUCUCUCUAAUAUUGGUGGGUGUUAACUGAAAUAAAGGUUUAUUUUCAUGCUCUUUUUAAAAAA
Molecule: messenger RNA, 3810 nt
Organism: Alligator mississippiensis (American alligator)
Lineage: Eukaryota; Metazoa; Chordata; Crocodylia; Alligatoridae
Gene: SERBP1
Product: SERPINE1 mRNA binding protein 1
Exons: 10
Coding region: 103-1461 (452 amino acids)
Cellular component (GO): nucleus; cytoplasm
Molecular function (GO): mRNA 3'-UTR binding
Source: RefSeq, a predicted model, not a curated record